AUGUCCUCACCAAGACAAACCAUUUACGUUAACAACCUUAAUGAAAAAGUGUCGAUAAACAAAUUGAAAAAUGAGUUACAGCAAACAUUCAAUGUAUGUGGGAAAAUACUACAGAUAUCUGCUCUCAAAACAUUGAAACUAAAGGGACAAGCAUUUAUCACAUUUGAAGAUAUACCCAGUGCCACAAAGGCUCUAGAGCUUAACAAGAAAGAUUUAUUUUCUAAGCCUAUGAAUGUUACAUAUGCCAAAUCCGAUGCUGAUGUGAUUUCGACCGACGACAAUAUAGCACAACGUAAAAAGUUACGUAGUAAGAAAAGAAAAUUGGAUAAAUCAGGUACUAAGAAUGACAAGCAGAUAAAGAAAUUAAGAGAUGAAUGGAAAGAAUUACCUCCUAACCAUAUAUUAUUAAUUCAAAACUUGGAAAAAUUUGAUGAUUUGAAAAUUUACUUCGAAAAAUUUGCUGGAUUUGAUAAUGUGAGAUUGGUCAAAGUGAAAAAUUUGGCUUUUAUUGAAUUUGAAAGUGAAGACUUGGCCAAAUCAUGUUUGGAUCAGACAACAGAAGAUGAUUUGAAACAAUUUGGGCAUGAUGUGAUACUUUCAUUUGCUAAAAAAUAG
Candida albicans SC5314 is the source of this 615-nucleotide messenger RNA. RefSeq lists its product as uncharacterized. Gene Ontology annotation, cellular component: ribonucleoprotein complex; nucleus; cytoplasm. Bases 1 to 615 code for a protein of 204 amino acids. The transcript has a single exon. Lineage: Eukaryota; Fungi; Ascomycota; Pichiomycetes; Serinales; Debaryomycetaceae. The record is from RefSeq and is a predicted model, not a curated record. Gene Ontology annotation, molecular function: mRNA binding.